GCUAACUCCCUGGCUGGGAAUCUAACUAGUGCUAAAGUGGCUGCUCAUAGCUUCAUAGUGCCACCAAGGAGGCCCAAUAGUUGUCUUGUUUUGUAUCACCUAUUCUGUCAUAGUCUUUGUUUAUAGUUGAUUACUCUAGGUGGUUCUUUUCAGGAAUGAAAAUGAGUCACAUAUUUUGCUGCUCUGGUAUUAGUGAGGAGACAAAAUUCUCCUACAAAGUAGUUUUGUUAUGCUUUUGGUCCAGAUGAGUAAUAUAAGUAGGAUAUCUCUGUUGCUGUCAUCUAGAAAACUUUGCCAUCUGUCUCAUCUUUUUACACUACAGCAAACUUUUAAUGUUAUUUCAGUGUGAUCUCCUUUAAUGAUGUUAAGGCACUGCCUCUGGAGACAGGCUUGGGUUCAGAUCCCAGUUCUGUCAUUUAUAAGCCAUAUGACUUUGGGCAAAUUUAUUUAAUCUCUUGAAAUCCUCUUCCUCAUCUAUAAAAGGAGAAAGUAAUAAUUAUAUUUUGCUCAAAGGAUCGUGAGGAGUGAUAGCAGUCAUGUUUUUACAUUUACUGUAGUCUCUUCAUACAAUAAGCAGUUGCUAAAUGAUUGUUGACUGAUUGUUAUUAUUAUUGUCAUUAUAACAUACCAUAAUAUGAUACAUAAUAUUAUCACUAUUAAUUGUUAUCAUUAAAUUAAUAUGUGUAAUACACCUGGUAGAGUGCCUGGCACCUAAAAGGCACUAAACAAGAGCAAGUAUUUAUUGCCUUUGACUGUACAUAGCUUUUGUGAUUGAAUCAGAGGUAACCCAUGCAACAUUUUUAUUUAAUAGACUAAUUAACAAGGACAAAACUGUUGAAUGGAAAAAAUGAAGGCUCUACCUUUAAGUCAACAAACUUCAUCCUGAGGUGAUCCUGAAAGCAAACAAUGAAAUUUGGCAUGCCGGGUAGAGACAGAAAACAACCUGGAAGCUGUUUGAAGGAGCAGCAGUUGCCUAGUCAUGCCAAUGGCUGAAAUUCUGCUUCUCUCCUUGAAUGAGUCAAGGAGAGGGGGCAGAAAGGUUACUGAUUGUGUUCAUUAAUUUUCACUCAAAAGCUGCCACAUGUUACCACAUUGCCCCCCGGCACCAGUGCUGUUUGGCUGUCUUCUCUUUGCCCAUGAGAAGCCAACAUGUUAAAUUGGUGGAGCUUACUAGAUCUGACAGAGAAAUUCUUCACGUCUGGCCUGGAUGUCUAAGUAAAUUUGGUGUACUCCGUGUGGUCUGGGGCAAUUGCUGGAAGCUAUUAGAAUUCUGAACAAAACCCUCCUUUCAAAGACUGCUCGUUUCCUGCUGGGGUAAUCCAAGUAUCAAACAUUAAGAAAUAUGGGCAAGGAGAAUGUGGCUGCUUGCUCCGUGCAGACCCCAAAAAGGUGUCUACGACAUCUCCCAAAUGACAAAAUGUUACUUCCACUUGAUCAUCUUGAGUAAGUGGUUUCUUUUGAAAAUAAGAGCUCUACUUUUUCUACACUGUGUACACAUGAGAAAUGGUUGAAUUUCCUCUUGUCAUUCAAAUUUAGGUCAGGGGCACUUUCUCCUUCCCUUGAAGGAGAAAUCUGAAGUUAUUUUUAUUUUCCUAAUCUUUUCCUUAUAAGUUUCCUCUAAAGUCAGAAAGUACUUUCAUUAACUGUGGUUGUGGAGUGUACACUUUUGACUAGGCUUGUUCAGUGACUGGAACCUAUUUUAUUAAGAAUGCUUCAUGGAGAAGCUAUGGUUUAUCUCAUGAAAUAUCUAAGUUUGCCAUAAACUGUUUCCUUUGUACCAAAAUUUAUUUUCUGUGAAAUUCCAGGUGUUCUUUUACAUAGACUUGAAAGGAGUAGAUUUGAGAGUCAGUUUAUAUGUUUUUCCUAAGAAAAGUAUUUUUUUUGUGUGAUGGAUUAAUUGAGGAAGAAAUCAGAUAACAUAGGUGAAAUCACUGGGUCUGCAUAGUGAAAACCAUUAUUUUAAUUAAUUUUAGUUACACUGUGUUGGUGCCGCCAGUUAUAUAGCUGAAUGGUGGUAUGUCGUAGCUGGAUUAGCUUUUGGUGCUGCACUUAUCGUACUGUGUGGGAACUCUUUUCUUUGACUUUACAUGGUAGACUAUAAACUUCUGGAGAACAGGGACAAAGCCUCAUUCAUCAUAGUUUCCUAGUUCAUAGCACCACAUUAGACACACCAUUAAUACUUUAAAAAAAUGAAUGAAUAAGACAUUUUUACAAAAUGUGAAUGUUAGACCAGGUGGUUUCACAAAGUAACGCACUCGAGUGGGUUCACUGGACUCCCUCUUGUGUAUUCAACCUCUUCAGCUCCUAUCUGUGCUUUGAUUCCUCCGGUGAGAUGGUUUCUUUCAUCAUGAAAGAGUUCAGCUACAUUGCUUCAUAGUCCCAGUCUAGUUCCUUUCCCCAUAGACUCUGUAUGAGAAAUGUGAAAUGAUAGUGCUGAAUGGGGAAAAUUAAUCUAUUUUGAUGACUUUUAAGGAGUUCUAACUGCACGCGAUAGCAAGCAGCUCACUUGUCAGUAGACAGCAGUCCUGUGUUAUGUCAGGGGUCACGUGGUGCUUCACUCUCAGAGAGUUUUUGUCUUUUCCUCUAAGUUAUGCUGACCUUUCGGACGAAAAAAUUCCCCAUCUAAUAAAAGUCAGAGCAAAUUUAUGGACCUGCUCCUGACCACUUGUCCUGUAUGUUUUAAAAGGGAAAAAAUGAGUCUAGAUCAAGAUUCAUAGGUUACUUUUGGAACAUGUCAGUGGUGAGCAGGAAACAAAUAUUCCACUUUUCCUGGUUUGCUUAUCUUUUCCUGAUUCUAGCUGUUUGGUGGAUAUUGAAGCCUGGAGUGAAGGUUGCGGCUGAGAAUGGUAUUGUAGUUAGUUAUUUCUCUUCAGAAAUAUAAGCUGUUGCUCUCUUUGCCAGGAGGGCCUCAAGAUUUGGCACCACAUAGGAGGCCCCAGGCGGGGCUGAGGUGAGGCUGCUAAUGAAAAAGUAGCUGUGGCACGUCAGGACGAAUCAACUUGGGCUGAGUGGAAAGGAGGGGAUUCUGUAAUUAAAGGCCCAGAAAAAUAAACAGAGUUGUCAGUCACUGCUGACUUAGUGCCUACCUCAUCAUGGAACAUUUCAAGUGAAUUCGACAAAGAUUCUUACCUGACCCUCGAUGAACCCAUGAAUAACAUCACCACCUCCUUGGGACAGACAGCAGAACUGCACUGCAAAGUCUCUGGGAAUCCACCUCCCACUAUCCGCUGGUUCAAAAAUGACGCACCUGUGGUCCAGGAGCCCCGGAGGAUCUCUUUUCGGGCAACCAGCUAUGGCUCUCGGCUGCGGAUCAGAAACCUGGACACCACAGACACGGGCUACUUCCAGUGUGUGGCGACAAAUGGCAAGAAGGUGGUUUCUACCACUGGGGUCUUGUUUGUCAAAUUUGGCCCCCCUCCAACGGCAAGUCCAGGAUCCUCAGAUGAAUAUGAAGAAGAUGGAUUCUGCCAACCAUACAGAGGGAUUGCAUGUGCCAGAUUUAUUGGCAACCGCACAGUCUACAUGGAGUCUUUGCACAUGCAGGGGGAAAUAGAAAAUCAGAUCACAGCUGCCUUCACCAUGAUCGGCACCUCCAGUCACUUAUCUGAUAAGUGUUCCCAGUUCGCCAUUCCUUCCCUGUGCCACUAUGCCUUCCCUUACUGUGAUGAAACCUCAUCCGUCCCAAAGCCCCGUGACUUGUGUCGCGAUGAAUGUGAAAUCCUGGAGAAUGUCCUGUGUCAAACAGAAUACAUAUUUGCAAGAUCAAAUCCCAUGAUUCUGAUGAGGCUCAAGUUGCCAAACUGUGAAGAUCUCCCCCAGCCAGAGAGCCCAGAAGCUGCAAACUGUAUCCGGAUUGGAAUUCCCAUGGCGGAUCCCAUCAAUAAAAAUCACAAGUGCUAUAACAGUACAGGUGUGGAUUACCGGGGGACAGUCAGUGUGACCAAAUCAGGGCGCCAGUGCCAACCAUGGAAUUCCCAGUACCCCCACACGCACACCUUCACAGGCCUCCGUUUCCCAGAGCUGAAUGGAGGCCAUUCCUACUGCCGCAACCCAGGCAAUCAGAAGGAAGCACCCUGGUGCUUUACCUUGGAUGAAAACUUUAAGUCUGAAAUGUGUGACAUCCCUGCAUGUGAUUCAAAAGAUUCCAAGGAGAAAAAUAAAAUGGAAAUCCUCUACAUACUGGUGCCAAGUGUUGCUAUUCCCCUAGCCAUCGCCUUGCUCUUCUUCUUCAUUUGUGUCUGCCGCAAUAAUCAGAAGUCAUCAUCACCGCCUGUCCAGAGGCAGCCCAAACACGUCAGAGGUCAAAAUGUAGAGAUGUCGAUGUUGAACGCAUAUAAACCCAAGAGCAAGGCUAAAGAGCUGCCUCUUUCUGCUGUACGUUUUAUGGAAGAAUUGGGUGAAUGUGCAUUUGGAAAAAUCUAUAAGGGCCAUCUCUAUCUCCCAGGCAUGGACCAUGCCCAGUUGGUUGCUAUAAAGACCUUGAAAGACUUUAACAACCCCCAGCAAUGGACAGAAUUUCAACAGGAAGCCUCCCUGAUGGCUGAACUACACCACCCCAAUAUUGUCUGCCUUUUAGGAGCUGUCACCCAGGAACAGCCUGUGUGUAUGCUUUUUGAGUAUAUGAAUCAGGGGGAUCUCCAUGAGUUCCUCAUCAUGCGAUCCCCACAUUCUGAUGUUGGCUGUAGCAGUGAUGAAGAUGGGACUGUAAAAUCCAGCCUGGAUCAUGGAGAUUUUCUACAUAUUGCAAUUCAAAUUGCAGCUGGCAUGGACUACCUGUCUAGUCACUUCUUUGUCCAUAAGGACCUUGCAGCUCGAAAUAUUUUGAUUGGAGAGCAACUUCAUGUCAAGAUUUCAGACCUUGGGAUUUCCAGAGAAAUAUAUUCGGCUGAUUACUACAGGGUGCAGAGUAAGUCUUUGCUGCCCAUUCGCUGGAUGCCCCCUGAAGCCAUCAUGUAUGGCAAAUUCUCUUCUGAUUCAGAUAUCUGGUCCUUUGGGGUUGUCUUGUGGGAGAUUUUCAGUUUUGGACUCCAACCAUAUUAUGGAUUUAGUAACCAGGAAGUGAUCGAAAUGGUGAGAAAACGACAACUGUUACCAUGCUCUGAAGAUUGCCCACCCAGAAUGUAUAGCCUUAUGACAGAGUGCUGGAAUGAGAUUCCUUCCAGGAGACCAAGAUUUAAAGAUAUCCAUGUCCGACUUCGGUCCUGGGAGGGACUCUCAAGUCACACGAGCUCAACUACUCCUUCAGGAGGAAAUGCCACCACACAGACAACCUCCCUUAGUGCCAGCCCCGUGAGUAAUCUCAGUAACCCCAGAUAUCCUAAUUAUAUGUUCCCCAGCCAGGGUAUUACACCACAGGGCCAGAUUGCUGGUUUCAUUGGCCCACCGAUACCUCAGAACCAGCGAUUCAUCCCCAUCAAUGGCUACCCAAUACCUCCUGGAUAUGCAGCAUUUCCAGCUGCCCACUAUCAGCCAACAGGUCCUCCCAGAGUGAUUCAGCACUGCCCGCCUCCCAAGAGUCGGUCCCCAAGCAGCGCCAGUGGGUCAACUAGCACUGGUCAUGUGACAAGCUUGCCCUCAUCAGGAUCCAAUCAGGAAGCAAAUAUUCCUUUACUACCACACAUGUCGAUUCCAAACCAUCCUGGUGGAAUGGGUAUCACCGUUUUUGGCAACAAAUCUCAAAAACCCUACAAAAUAGACUCAAAGCAACCAUCUUUGCUAGGAGAUUCCAAUAUUCAUGGACACACCGAAUCUAUGAUUUCUGCAGAACUGUAAAUUGCAUGACUUUUGUAAAUGUGGUAUACAGGAAAAACUAGAAAGCCGUAGAAAAGAUUUAUAUUCAAAUAUUUUUAUUAAAGUAAGGUUCUCAUUUAGCAGACAUUACAACAAGUAUCUUCUGUGAAGUUUAACUGUGUCUUAUCAAGCAAGGCAGACACCAGCCAGGAAAAAAAAAAAAAAAACAUUGUGUGAUUUACACUCCAUCAGGGUGCAUAACAUGGCAUUGGGAUUGGUACAUCUGGUUUCAAGUACUGAGAACUGCAAACCGGUGAAGAGGAAAAGAACCUUGUAUUUUAAUAUCAAACCAAAAAGGAAGGUCAAAUGGUGCUUUGUGUAUUCACCCCCAGUCGCCAUGACUGGCCUCUUCCCCAUAAUGUAUAUACCGCAGCAUUUGUCUACCUGCUGUCUUUUCUUCGGGACAGAUGUUCAGGAAUUAUAUUGAUUCAGUUUAGACUCUAUGCAUGUUUGUAUGGAAGCGAUUUUCAUAAUCAAUGAGGAAACUUUAGGCCAAAUUUGGAAAUGAGCCAUAAGACAAAUAUAAGAUUUCCCUGAAGCCUUUUACACAAUGGGGAUCCUUUGGGAAGGUGCAAAGUGUGUGCCUUUGUGGAUCUCCUCUGUUGAUCAUGGCCUUUUCUACAGUGUGUUUACACAAAUGCUUGGAAUAAUAUAUGGCAUCGAAGAAGGCUAGAUAUGGAUACUGGAAUUGUGGGUAAUAGUUCACUUUGUUGCAUUAGGAAAAAGGCACCAAAGGAAGCACAGUCAGGAAAAAGGCCCCUCAACAUAAAUCAGCAUCCAUGGGAGAGAAACAAGGGUUCCCAUGGGGAUAGCCUCACAGGCUGGAGAUUGGGAGGUCUGCAGACGAUCAUAUCAAUGCUUGCAACCUUCUGCCUAUGAGUUGUCCAAUGGGUAGGGUCCUCAUCAUUAGUUGACUCUGAGGAGGUAGAAAACUCUACAACACUAGUAUCUAGUUAAUCUGACGUUUCCCUCAUGUUUUUUUCUCAUCCAAAAUGCUCGCAGAUUUUAUUCUAGCACCACGAGUUAUAACAAUUUAUUCAUAGAGUUAGUUGGAGUCCAAAGACUAUGAAUUCUAUUUUGUGAAAUAUUUCAGUAUUUUUUUAAUAAGUACUGAGUUCUCACUUAAAAGAUUACCAAGAACUGAAUUAUUUAAACUGGUAAAUAGAACAGGAUCACUUUUGCCUUAGUUAGCGGGAGGUAUCAAAUGUGCAUCUCACGCUAUUUACCUGCUAGCCAUCUUUUGCCAAGUUUAGAAUUCUUAAUGGGUUUCAAGUUCUAUAUAGAAAGGAAUUUUAUGUUUGCAUUUUCUCUAGUUACAAAAAUAACUCCUUUAUUCUAAGGACACUGUCUCAAAGUCUCAUUUUUAUUUUAAUUUUAUAGCUAAAGAGACUUAAAAAGAGACUGACAGGAUAUAAAGCAAUUCCUGGAAAUAUUUGAUGAGAAUAUAAGUGAGUUAGAAAUAUGUUGAUGUUUCAGUUUUUAAAACUACAACUAGGAUGGUAAAUCAAAGAAAUAUUUUCACCAAAAUGUGUUACCAUUUCCCAAACACUGAAUCUUCAGACAACAUAUAUGGACUUAAAUGUACUGUGAACGCAAAGAAUUAGCUAUAUCCAGAUUUAUUGAUAGAUAAACUGGUAGAAAAAAAGACAUUUUGUGACAUAAAUAAGCUGAUUCAAAAGUUACAUUUCUUAACUUUAGGUAGAGGAGAAUGUUUGUAUCCUUUUGUUGCUAUGCAACUGUUUAAUGUUGAAGAUUCAAACCACAAUUUUUAUAUCCUACGACAAUCAACUAUUUUCCACAAAUAUUUAUUAUUUUAAGUAAACACAACUUCAGUGAAUCUGAGUUUUUCUAGGAGUCCCUUAAAGGGAAAUGAGCAUUCCAUGAGCCAGUAAAUUACCUACUCUGGAAAAACAUUACUAUGGUUAAAAAAUAAAUUCAACUUAGUUUUUUACAAAGAACUAUAACAUUUAUUUUAAACAUUUUGUAAUUACUGACGUCAUUAAGGUGAGCAAACUAAAUUUCAAAACCACUUGUAAUAAUGUAUUCUAUAAUAGCACUGUGACUCUACAUAACACAGUCCCUUUUGUAUUGAAAUAGUAUUUUUUUUCACAAACUGAAAAAUAUCUUCUGCUUGUUGACUGUUAAUGAUUUGUAAGAUGACUUUAUUUUCAGAUCUUUUUUUUUUUUGCACAAAACUAUGUUUAUGGUUUGUAUCACAGAAGUGAAAAUAUAUCUCUGCAUUUUUAUAUCUGGUCUCUUUUCUUUUGUUUGUUUUUAACUUGAUAUAGAUUUUCUUCAAGUAUAUAUGGCAAUAUUCAGAUAUCCUGCCCUGUCAUCUUUCCAUAUUUCCAUUGCAUGCAUUUAAUCACUGAUUACUUAAUGUUUGACUUGUUACUAUGGGCAUUUCAAGUAGACAAGCAUGGAAUUGUAAUGACAAAAAGACUAUUAUGUUGAGGAUAUAUGCAUUUGUAUUUCACACACCAGAGAUGAUAUUAAACACUGAUUAUCUUAUGCUGCUGUUUAUUAAAAAUGUUUACCAUAAAAUAUCAUUUCCCAAAUAGUGCUAUCAUGGAGAUUUGAGAAAGUUCAUAUUAUUUGUCCUAAUGAGUGACAUUUCAUGGAAAGAUAAGUCAUAAUUCCUAUUUACUAAAAUUUCACUGAAAUGAUUUCUUUUAAGUAAGAUUUUAAAUAGACGUGGGCAUUCUUUUGCUAGUGAUCUUAGGUGGAGGGGAGAAUUCCAAGACUAUCUGUGGCAAGAUUUUAAUUUUUCAAUCAAAUAAUAUUGUGUGAUUACUUUGCAACCAGGUGGAAUAUAAUUGGUUUUAAAAGUUGUAUCCUUUUUGGCCUCUAUGUUUCCACAUGACUGUAGAUAUCAAAAAUCAUGUCUUAGAACUCCAAAAAAGAAAAAGCUGUGUAUAUCAUAUCAUGUUUAACUUAGAUUCCAGCCACACUGAUAAAAUAAAUGUGGUCAUUUAAUUGUCACAGCUUAUCUUUAUGACCAUAUCUGCCCAAAAGAAAGAAUUCCCCAUCUGGCGAUUAAUACACACUGUCAAGGAAAAUAAGUAUCAUUAUGAAAGUUCAAAGAACUUGUCCAUUUUUGCUAUUUAAUACAGAAGGGAAUACAAUAAAACCUUCAGGGCCUUAUCCAUCUGUUUUAGGUACAGCUCUUGUCACCACCUCAGCGAUCAAACUCAAUAAAGCAAUCGUUUCACAUGGCGGUGAGAUCAGUGUCAGGUUGGGUUUCUCCCUCUCACUUGAAUUCCUCAAUCUGCCUUCACUCCCAUUUCCUUCUCUGUCUCUCCACACCCUCCCAACCCCCGCCCAUCCCCAAUCAUGUAACUAUGUAAUCGAGGCCUUAAUUCCUUAAUCACCAACAUCUGCAAGCUCACAGUACCACCUCAGAUGCCUCUUGCAAACCACAAAAAAAACUUGAUAGGAGGCGCUCUAUUAUCUACACACCUUCAAAGGUAAGUACCUGUCCCCGUAUCUCUCGAAGUCUAGGCCAGUAGACCUUCGAACUGGUUAGAAAUACAAAUUCUCAGGCCCUGCUUUGAAGUACUGAGUCAGAAAUUUCAGGUUUGAGAUGCCAGCAAUUACAGAGCCUAAGUUAAAGGCAUGGCAGUAGGGAUGGGAGGUCAUGGCAUUGUUAGUAGUGUAUACAUAGGCACGUAGUAAUAUUUUAGUUCACAUAGUCCUUUAACAAAAAUCAAGUGUUUCAUAUUCAAAAAUUCAACACUAAAACCUUUUACAUUAACCAUUUGACAAUUGGCUUUAUUUUUUGUAGUUGUUACUUGGAUAAAAAACUGACAGCAUUCAGCCUUCGUCAAGAAUAUACUCCUUGUCUAGUUCGCCCACGGCUCAUAUUCUUGGAGAGGAACCAAAAUAUUUUUCCUUAAUGUGGACAG
Talpa occidentalis (Iberian mole) is the source of this 9695-nucleotide messenger RNA. RefSeq names its product receptor tyrosine kinase like orphan receptor 1 (gene ROR1). The record is from RefSeq and is a predicted model, not a curated record. Lineage: Eukaryota; Metazoa; Chordata; Mammalia; Eulipotyphla; Talpidae. Gene Ontology annotation, biological process: cell surface receptor protein tyrosine kinase signaling pathway; multicellular organism development; protein phosphorylation. Gene Ontology annotation, molecular function: protein binding; ATP binding; protein kinase activity. Bases 3148 to 5772 code for a protein of 874 amino acids. Gene Ontology annotation, cellular component: signaling receptor complex. The transcript is spliced from 9 exons.